AUAUUUAAACGAGUUAGUUCUUCACUUUUUGUAGUACACAACCCAUAAGCCAUAACCUCCAUUUCUUUCUUUCUUACAUAGCUUAGCUAGCUGGACAUAUACAAUCGUCAAAUAUGGAAGUGACGGUGGCGAGUUGGGUAGCACUGAGCCUUGUUUUUGUUAGCAUAAUAGUAAGAUGGGCAUGGAAUAUAUUGGAUUGGGUGUGGCUGAAGCCGAAGAAGCUGGAAAGAUGUUUGAGGGAGCAAGGCCUCAAAGGCAACUCCUACAAACUUCUUAAUGGAGACAUGAAGGAGAACUCUAUCAUGCUCAACCAAGCAAAAUCAAAACCCAUGAAUCUCUCCACCUCCCAUGACAUAGCACCGCAAGUCGACCCUUUCGUUGAUCAAACAGUGAAAACUUACGGAAAGAACUCUUUUGUUUGGAUCGGCCCCAUACCAAGAGUGAACGUAAUGAAUCCAGAAGAUUUGAGAGAUGUCUUCACAAGAAAAGAUGAUUUCUGUAAGCCAGUAUCAAACCCACUUCUUAUGUUGCUAGCAAAAGGUCUUGUAUUCUAUGAAGGUGAUAAAUGGGCAAAACACAGAAGGAUUAUCAACCCAGCAUUUCAUUUCGAGAAGCUCAAGCUUAUGAUACCGGCGUUCCACCAAAGUUUUGAUGAGAUGAUCAAGGACUGGGAGAGCUCAGUGUCAAAAGAGGGUUCAUCUGCUGAGUUGGAUGUCUGGCCUUCUCUUGAAAAUAUGACGGCAGAUGCGAUCUCUAGAACAGCAUUUGGAAGUAGUUCUAAAGAAGGAAGAAAAAUAUUUGAACUCUUGAGGGAGCAAGCAGUACAUGUAACAAAAGCCACACAAAGCAUUUACAUUCCAGGAUGGAGGUUUCUACCAACUAAGAUGAACAGGAGGAUGAACGAGAUUAACAAAGAAAUAAAAGGUAUACUCAAGGGUAUUAUUGAGAACAGAGAGCGGGCCAUGAAAGCAGGUGAUGCCACUAAAGAUGACCUAUUAGGGGCACUUCUGGAGUCAAGCUUGAAGGACAUUCAGGGUCAUAGGAAGAACAAUAAAAAUUUUGGGAUGAGUAUUAAUGAUGUAAUUGAGGAGUGUAAGUUAUUUUACUUUGCUGGGCAAGAGACCACUUCAGUGUUGCUGGUUUGGACAAUGGUUUUGCUUAGUCAAAAUCAGGAGUGGCAAGAUCGAGCAAGAGAAGAGGUUUUGCAAGUCUUUGGGAGCAACAAGCCAGACUUUAACGGCCUAACUCACCUAAAAGUUGUAACCAUGAUUUUACACGAAGUUCUUCGACUAUACCCAGCAGUUGUUGAACUUAAUCGAACCAUUCCCAUGAAAACUCAACUUGGGAAGUACUCACUACCCGCAGGAGUCGAAGUCCGCUUACCAACACUGCUCAUUCACCACGACAAGGAACUAUGGGGUGAUGACGCAGACGAGUUCAAGCCAGAUAGGUUUUCAGAAGGAGUUUCCCAGGCAACUAAGAGCCAACUCUCAUUCUUCCCUUUCGGAGCCGGUCCUAGAAUUUGCAUUGGACAAAACUUUGCUAUGACGGAAGCAAAAUUGGCCUUAGCAUUGAUUUUGCAACACUUUACGUUUGAGCUUUCUCCAUCUUAUACUCACGCUCCUUCGAAUCUUAUAACCCUUCAACCACAGUAUGGUGCUCCUAUUAUUUUACAUCGACGUUAAGCAGUUGUGUACCAAAAUAAUAAUAUCAACGAUUUUGCACUAAUAAUAAGCUAGCUUGUAGCUAGCACAUUUUAUUCUUCUCUCGAUUUCAUUUAGCUUUUAUUUGAUA
This is a messenger RNA of Rosa chinensis, 1794 nucleotides long. RefSeq names its product cytochrome P450 72A15. The record is from RefSeq and is a predicted model, not a curated record. Gene Ontology annotation, molecular function: iron ion binding; oxidoreductase activity, acting on paired donors, with incorporation or reduction of molecular oxygen; heme binding. The transcript has 5 exons. NCBI's taxonomy places the organism in Eukaryota, Viridiplantae, Streptophyta, Magnoliopsida, Rosales, Rosaceae. Bases 114 to 1685 code for a protein of 523 amino acids.